UGCAUUGGUUUCAGAUUAAUGACUUCCCACUGGGUCGGUCAGCUUUCAGUUUGUUUAUGUGGCAGCUGCCCUUGUGCCGCGUGGUUUGCACCAUACGGGGCAACACGUAGCUCUGUGUAACACUAGGUGACGUGGCCAUGUGGAAUUACUCUACUUCCCGUCGAAAGACAUGCCUGCCCCCGUGACUGGACCAUGGCGGAGCGCAGACUGUAUGAAGACGAGCGGUGGCGGUGAGGUAGAGGUGGACGUGUAGCGUGUCGCACACCCAGCUAGUGCCGAACUGUCACCCCGGCUCGCGGCACGGACUCUGGCAGGAAAAGGCCGGUAGAUUUGCAGCUGAGAUGCUCUCAUUCUUCUCCGCCCUGGCCUGUGUCUGCUUGUUUUUGUCAGAUCAGGGGGGCGCCGUCUCACUCAAGUUUAGAGGUGACUUGGAAAUGACGACAGACAACGAGGACCAUGAAGUCAUUGUACCGUUUUUGUCCGAUUCCGAGGGGAGAUUCCUAAGUUACGACUUGAAGUCGCCAUCGAGACACGCCAGGAGUGUGGAUGGCGACAGGACCUUGUAUGUGUCAUUCAAGGCUUUCGAGUUUGACUUUCUGCUGAGCCUUGAACGGAAUGAUAAACUUGUCGCCCCGAAGGCCACCGUAGAAUGGCAGCAAGGGAAUGCCACACACAGGGAGAGAAUAAAGGAACGCUGCUUCUAUAGGGGACAUCUCAACAACGCGUCUGUUUCCUCGGUGGCGGUUUCCAACUGUCGAGGCCUGGAAGGAUGGAUCCACUCAGAAGGGAACAAUUUCUUCAUUCAGCCACUGCAAAAUUCAUCAAGAGACCACAAGGAGCAUGUCAUACAUAGAAAAUAUACAAGCCUGGAGGGGGAUACCAUGCAAUGGCCCACUAUAAGUAUAACUGAAGAAGACAAAUCAAGACACAAGCGCCACGACACAGUAAGAGACAAGAAUGUGGAGGUUCUACUGACGGCUGACUACUCCGUCGUCUCCUUCCAUGGAUAUGAAAACAUUCAGAUCUAUUUGCUGACAAUUAUGAACAUAGUGAAUGAGCUCUACCACCACCGGUCACUUGGAGCCCAUGUCAAUAUCUGCCUGGUGCGGAUGGUGCUUUUGGAUCCAGCAACAUCCAACAUGGUGGUCCCUGGGAACCCGUCGCGCAGUCUGGAGCAGGUCUGCAGGUGGGCGCACGAUGUGCAGACGGAAGACCUGGAUGACACUGACCACCAUGACCACGCCAUCUUCCUCACCCGUAUUGAUUUUGGACCUGCAGGUUACGCCCCAGUGACAGGCAUGUGUCACGAGCUCCGCAGCUGCACUCUCAACCACGAGGACGGCUUCUCCUCCGCCUUCGUGGUGGCCCACGAGACCGGCCAUGUCCUAGGUAUGGAGCAUGAUGGCGAUGGCAACGACUGUUCUGACGAGACUGCCUACGGGAGUAUCAUGGCACCACUAGUGCAGGCCACGUUCAGCCGAUACCACUGGUCCAGAUGCAGCCAGAUGGAGUUAAGACAACACAUCAGCGACUACUACUGCCUUGAUGAUGAUCCAUUUGAAAAAGACUGGCCAAAAAUCCCAGAGUAUCCCGGCAUCAACUACUCCAUGGAUGAACAGUGUACCUUUGACUUUGGAGGAGGAUAUAGACUCUGCACUGCCUUCAAGACAUAUGACCCAUGUAAGCAGCUAUGGUGCAGCCAUCCUGGGAACCCGUUCUUCUGUAAGACUAAGAAAGGACCAGCUCUUGAUGGGACGUCAUGCGGAGACAGGCUAUGGUGUCUACAAGGUUCCUGUCAGAAGGAACAUCCCAUUGCCAUCCACGGGGGGUGGAGUACAUGGACAGCCUGGGAGGAGUGUUCUAGGACGUGUGACAUCGGCAUCAGAGUCAGGCACCGCACAUGUGAUAAUCCGAGACCAGAGAGAGGGGGUUCUGAAUGCAAGGGACAAAGUCAGGAAUUUGAAUUAUGUAAUACACAGGAUUGCCCUGACUCGCCAGUGGACUUCCGAGCACAGCAGUGCAGUGUGCACGACAUUGAAGAGAUCCUAGGAACCACUCAUCACUGGAUACCACAUCAACCAGAAGGAGAAAAGAGUCCUUGCAAGCUCCAAUGUAUAUCCCGUGAGAAGGGCGACAUCCACAGGUUCCCCGGUGAUGUCAUUGAUGGAACGCGGUGCUCCUAUGACAAUCCUACAAACAUCUGUGUUCUUGGAAAAUGCGAGACUGUUGGAUGUGACCGAAAGCUGCAGUCUACCAAAGAGUUUGACAACUGUGGGGUUUGCGAUGGUGACGGUACUCGCUGUAAAACUAUCAAAGGCACAUUUGACAAGCCCCCCAGACCAGGAAACACCAUCCCUGACAGUGAUGAGGACUCAAACACAGAGUACCAGGAGGUGGCGGUGCUGCCUAAGGGUGCUUGGAACAUUGAGGUGUUCGAGACAACACCGUCCCCACAUUACAUUGUGCUGAAGAAUGCAGAAACAGGUGUCUUCGCUCUUAAGGACCACGGAACGAAGGAAGCUUUGCUACAUUUUGUAGAGGGCGGCACGCGAUGGACCUACCUCCGCUCUAGUGAUAGUGAGACCCUUGGUACCAAAGGACCACUGCUCCAGGCCAUUGUUGUAAUGAUCUCCCCAAAAGGCCUGGAACCCUCCACCCUGGCAUACAAGUAUGUGAUCCACGAGGAUCUGCUCCCAUCUGUUAACAACAACAUGAUCCCUGGCGGCAGCCCUGAUGAGUAUAUCUGGGUGAUGAGGGCUUGGACUGUGUGCUCAAAGUCCUGUGACGGUGGUGUGCAGUACACGAGGUACUCAUGCAAGAGAAAGAGUGAUGACAAAGUGAUGAACAUUCGACUGUGUAACAAAGAUGAGAGGCCAGCAGUCCUGCGAAGGGAGUGUAACAUCCACUCCUGCCAAGAAGCCAGAUGGGAUGUUGACACCUGGGAACACUGCUCCAAGACCUGUGGAAUGGAGGGUUACCAGAUCCGUACAGUCAGAUGUGUACGACCCACCCCCGACAACUCCACCAUCGAACCUGUACACCACAAGCACUGUAAAGAGGAGAAGCCAGCCAAUCGGCAGCCAUGUAACAGGGUCCCCUGUCCAUCCUUCUGGAGAACAGGGGCGUGGUCAAAGUGUUCGGUCAGCUGCGGCCAGGGCCUGAAGGAGAGACAGGUUGUCUGUCAGGGACCAGGAAACAGACCCUGGGACGCUGAUGAUGUCGUCCACUGUCUGGAGAAGAAGCCUCCCGCCUCUCAAGUCUGUAUAGGGGAGCCCUGCCCAGAGGAAACAUGUUCAGGGGACCAGUCCAUCUUCUGCCAGCUAGAUGUGUUAUCACGCUACUGCUCCAUCCCUGGCUACCAGAAACUGUGCUGCAGCUCCUGUAGAAGAUACCAGCCCACCCUGCAGUCACCAUCUACUAGCACUUCAUUUAACCAGACAGCAGUGGAGGAGAGUGGGGUAGAGACUCAAACCAGUGGUAGGCAGGCGGGAUAAACUAUCAUCAAUAUAUCAAAAAUUGUAUGUAAGACCAGGGGUGCCUAAGCAUUUACAUGAAUUUUCAUAGAGACUGUGUAUGCUACAAGAUUCUUGCAGGUCACAUAAGUUUGAUAUGUUUUCACAUAGUGACUCUUGUGGGUUUCACGAAAUUUGUACAGGUUUUACAAAAUUUGUGAGAUUCUUAGGCACGCCUGGCCAAAGCAUAACUUUCUACCAAUAUUCAACUGUUGGAUUUGCUUUUGAAUUAUUUUUGGGUGCUACUAUUAUUGUAGGAAUAAGAAAAGGGACAUUCCAUUAACAUCAAUUCUCAUAGUUCCACUGGGUACCCCUAAAACUGCAACAUUGUAAAAACUGUGAGAUCUACCAAUGAAGCAUCUGUAAUCCCAGAGGUAUGCACGCUUCAGACAUCCAGGUGCUCAAGACAUUCUUGAAAAGUCAAUUAUGUCAUGUUUUUAUAUGGCAGGCUUAUACCGGGGGAAUUAUGAGAAGUGACGUUAUUUAUUAGUACAUGCUUUACACAUGUAUCUACACGGCAUCCGUGUAUGGACAAUUUUUAAUGGUUGAUUGAAAAAAGAAUAACACGGAAGUCAGAGGUGACGUUGUAAUUUGAUUAUUAGCAGGUGGUUGCAUAAACUAGCGUAUUAAUUUCGGAAUGUUUUCAUGUUUUGAUUAUUGCCUAUCUAGAUACUAUGGGAACCUUUUUUCUACACUUCUACAGUGCCAUAAUUUGUAAAAUUCGGACCCAACCUUUUAGCUGAAAAUUAAGAUUUAGGAAACUACUGUCUGAUUUUUAACCACCCGUUGAGACUUAACUAAGAUAUAUUUCAUAUACAAUGUAUCAUCAUGUCUUUCUAUGUGUAACCACAAGUUUUUUAUUUAUUCUAUUUUCCAUCCCAAUCAAUUUUGUGACAAACAGUAUUAUAAACUGUAGUGGACAUUGUGACAUUUUUUGUAACUUAAGUUCAUAUAUGUGGCAUGAUCAUGGUGGUGUAUGUUCCAUUGUAGCGACUGGGAUUCGGACAGAUUGUCCUAGGACAGAUUCAAAUCUGUCCUAGCAGAAUCCAUAAUUGCAAUCUGUCUUUGGACAAAGUAGAAUCUAUGUUGUGUUGUAUUUUAAUUUGAUUUUAAUUGGACUUGUCCUAGGACAAUACAGAUUGGGUUAGGAUAAGGUUUGGGGGUUAACCUAACUAAGUAACCCUAACCCUAACCCAAUCCAUAAUGGAAGUGAACAUGAAAUUGGUGAAAAUUCAUUUGUAUAAGCUUAAAAUGACAGAUUUAACAACGAAACUGACAACAAAAAUCAAAAACAUAGGCUCCCUAAACAAUGAGUGGGAAGGAAAACAUUACAAAGCUUACAGAAUCGUACUAAAUGGUGUCUCUAUAUUAUCCUGAUAUACAUUUGUAUUCAGAUUUCUGGAACACUGUGAAACCACAGGAUGAGAGCUGUAAAACUGGACUGUAGUCAUGCCAGUGUUUAUAUGGUUGAGAUGCCUUUUCAUCAAAAUAAUGUAAAAGCUGCUGCAAUACUUUCUAAUUAGACCUUAUCAAAUCUUUCUAACACUAUUAGCUUGCGUGUCAUUGAGAUCAAUUGAAUAGUUAGACUGCUUUCUAUGAUUUAAAGUCAACAUCUUUUCUAUGGUCAUGUGCUAUCACCACCAGUGUGCAGGUGUAGCAUUGGUCAUCAAACACAUUGAUUGACAUUUUGUUAAGGAUGGAAAAUUAAGCUAACUUUUUCUUAACUUUUUACAGGACAAAACAACGACUUUUUGUAGUCUGUAAGUCAUGUUGUUGAAAAUUGAGUGUUUAAUGUUACAUUUUUCAUUGACUUUAUUAUUUUAGGCUGAUCUAUACUGGCUGAAACUUGCUUGUAGGUAAAGUACAUUUUAGGUACAUGCAGAUGAUAUCUCUGAUCUAACCCAGUCCUAUCUUACCAGAGCAGUUCAAAGAAGAUUUCCCCUGACUCGCUUCCUGUUAUUGUAGGAAGCUGUGAAAUUUCAGCUUCCUACAAUAACUGAAAGUAUGUCAGAGGGACUCUUUAUUGAACUAACCCUCUUGUAUACAAAUACUCCAACUUAUAAGUAAAAUAUGUGACUACAUGUACAGUUAACACAUAGAUCAUAAAACUCAUCAACUGUCGACAUGUCACAUGUGAAAGGUAUGAAAAGACAAAACCUGUUGCAAUUGCCUGAAUAAGCAUAGAUACAAAAUGGUUUACGCAACAGGCACAUUGAUAUUUCUACAUGAAUACAACUUUGAUUUACUGUUUUUACAACUAUAAUAUGGUGUUCAUACAUGUAGAUAUUCAUCAAUAAUACAUGUUGUGAGUGGCUGAAAAAGACCUUAAACCAUGAUAGCAACUGCCUAAAGACUAAAACAAAAAUAUCAAGACGUGAAAAUCUACCUUCUUCCGCAAUAGUACAUUUUGAUUUUACUCUUUUCAACUUUUCACAUCGGAUAAUGAUCUCUGUCUAUUCUUCAAGACGUUAUAUCAAUAUUGAUAUGUUGAGGUAUUUCUGCAAUGACAUGUAACUGUUAUGUGGACAUAAAUACAUUGGUACAUUA
Branchiostoma floridae (Florida lancelet) is the source of this 6059-nucleotide messenger RNA. RefSeq names its product A disintegrin and metalloproteinase with thrombospondin motifs 3-like. The record is from RefSeq and is a predicted model, not a curated record. Gene Ontology annotation, cellular component: extracellular matrix. The coding region runs from base 342 to 3494 and encodes 1050 amino acids. Lineage: Eukaryota; Metazoa; Chordata; Leptocardii; Amphioxiformes; Branchiostomatidae. Gene Ontology annotation, biological process: proteolysis; extracellular matrix organization. Gene Ontology annotation, molecular function: metalloendopeptidase activity. The transcript is spliced from 23 exons.